This is a messenger RNA of Paramecium primaurelia, 1208 nucleotides long. NCBI's taxonomy places the organism in Eukaryota, Ciliophora, Oligohymenophorea, Peniculida, Parameciidae. The record is from the annotation of a GenBank genome assembly.
AAUUUAAUUAAUGAAAAGAAUCCUAAUUUGCUUACUUUUCAUAUCUUUAAUAUCUGGUAGGGCUGUCAAUCACCUUGUUGAUGAGAAAAAGCCUGUAGAUCCAACAAAAAAAGCUGAUGACAAGAAAGAAGAGCCAAAAAAGGAAGAGCCAAAGAAGGAAGAACCUAAAAAAGCUGAUGACAAGAAAGCAGAACCAAAAAAGGAAGAGCCUAAGAAGGAGGAGCCUAAAAAGGCAGAUGACAAGAAAGAAGAACCAAAAAAAGAGGAGCCAAAGAAGGAUGAGCCUAAAAAAGCUGAUGACAAGAAAGCAGAACCAAAAAAGGAAGAGCCUAAGAAGGAAGAGCCUAAAAAAGCUGAUGACAAGAAAGAAGAACCAAAAAAAGAGGAGCCAAAGAAGGAUGAGCCUAAAAAAGCUGAUGAUAAGAAAGCAGAACCAAAAAAGGAAGAGCCUAAAAAAGAAGAAAAAAAGGAUGAGAAAAAGGACGAAAAGAAAGAAGAGAAGAAAGAUGAAAAGAAGGACGAGAAGAAAGAUGAAAAGAAGGAAGAGAAAAAAGAUGAAAAGAAGGACGAGAAGAAAGAUGAGAAGAAAGAUGAGAAGAAAGAUGAAAAGAAAGACGAGAAAAAAGAUGAAAAGAAAGAUGAAAAGAAAGAUGAAAAGAAAGAUGAGAAGAAAGACGAGAAGAAAGACGAGAAAAAAGAUGAAAAGAAAGAUGAAAAGAAGGAUGAGAAGAAAGACGAGAAAAAAGACGAGAAAAAAGAUGAAAAGAAAGAUGAAAAGAAGGAUGAGAAGAAAGAUGAAAAGAAAGACGAGAAGAAAGACGAGAAGAAAGAUGAGAAGAAAGAUGAGAAGAAAGAUGAAAAGAAAGAUGAAAAGAAAGAUGAGAAGAAAGAUGAAAAGAAAAAGGAUGAACCUAAAUAGAGCCCUGAAGAAAAGAAAUUUAGAUCAUGUAUUGAAGAUAAAUGUGGAUCAUAAGCUAAAGCAUGUGACAAACAAUGCAAUUCAAAAUUAGAAUAAUGCAAGGAUGUAGUUUAUGUUGCUGGAUACUAAGCUGUAAGACUAUUAAAAUAAUUUUUUAGUAUUUGGAUUGCAUCAAUGAAAGUAAGCCUGCAGUUGCCCUACUUGAGUGUGUUUAAUCUAAAUGCUUGGAGUGAAAAUAAUUUUAAAUUUAAGCAAAUUCAUAUCAAAUAAUUAUAUAAAAAAUCCAUGC